Galendromus occidentalis (western predatory mite) is the source of this 1757-nucleotide messenger RNA. RefSeq names its product protein tramtrack, beta isoform. The coding region runs from base 7 to 1251 and encodes 414 amino acids. The record is from RefSeq and is a predicted model, not a curated record. Gene Ontology annotation, molecular function: protein binding. Gene Ontology annotation, cellular component: nucleus. NCBI's taxonomy places the organism in Eukaryota, Metazoa, Arthropoda, Arachnida, Mesostigmata, Phytoseiidae. The transcript is spliced from 3 exons. Gene Ontology annotation, biological process: regulation of transcription by RNA polymerase II.
CAAAACAUGCGCAUUGCGUCACUCUCUCUCUUUCGCAGACCAAAGAUGGGUAGUACGCAACAGUUCUGUCUUAAAUGGAACAACCACCAGUCGAAUAUGCUGUCGAUUUUCGACCAGCUGUUGACAUCAGAACACUUUGUCGACGUGACGUUGGCAUGCGAUGGACUUUCGGUGCGAGCGCACAAAAUGGUACUGUCUGCGUGCAGUCCGUUUUUCCAAUCGCUGUUCAUUCAGAAUCCGUGUGAGCACCCAAUUGUGAUACUAAAGGACAUCCGCUUUGUCGACCUCAAAGCACUCGUACAGUUUAUGUAUCGAGGCGAAGUCAACGUCAGCCAAGACCAACUACCGACACUGUUGAAAGCUGCAGAAACCCUAAAGAUCAAAGGUCUCGCAGAAGUUACAAACGAAUCAGGCCAGAAAUCGACGGUCGGAGGUUCUCUGGGCGUGAGUCAUAAUGGACACCAUUCGUCGUCGGGCGGCGUUACCAAGACCGAACAGCCCUCUGUACAGGCUGCUCCGUCACCCUUGUCGUCGACCCCGGCGGCAAUCGCGUCCAACGCAACGCAUGGUGCUCUCGUGGCGGCGAUGCAACAAACUGCACUAAAAGCGCAAUUGGCUGCAGCUGCCCAGGUGGCUCAGGCUGCCGCGGCAGCGGCGGCGGUCCAAAACGAAAGCCGUCAGAGCGUCGUUUCGGCGGCCAGCCACGAAAGCAACAGCAAUGCGUCGACGCCUCUACGGCAAACCGACUCGCCCAUGUCGCAACAGAACAGGAAGCGCCGCAGAAAAUCUGCCGGCUCCGACAAGGGCUCGGGCGAUGAGAACUCCGGGCCGGAAAGCGGCGUCGAAGAUAAUCUAGAAGAAACCCGCGGCUCAGAUGACGAAUCAGGUGGAGAAGAAGCCGAGUUCGAACCAUCGAAACUCCUCGAACAGAGCAUGACUGAGGUCAGGCCGGGACACCAGGACAACAACUCGUCCUCAUCCGACAACCACACGAAGGACUCAAAUCAGGCCGAAAUGAAGCCUGUCCUCAACUUCGACACAGCCACCGGCGGCAACCCGCUGACGAUCAACCCGGGCGAUCCGAGCCACGUGCUCGCGUUCGCGGCCGCAGCACAAGCCGCACAGGUCGCCGGGGCCGCAGCUUCUGCUACGCCCGGUGACUCUGUGGCCGGGCCCUCCCAGCCGACUCAUGGUACGUUGAAACUCUCAGCUGACGGUUCGGAACGGUUGCACGUGCGUUCCGGAUUCUGACGCAGAGAGACUGCAAUCUCUCUCUCUGUCCUUGUGCAUGUUGUACUUUCCUUCUGCACUUCGGUGCGAAUUCAUUCGACGAUGGUGAUGCGCGGCGACUCUUCGGCAACGACGCUCGGAUCAUCUUUAAUCAGCUGUAAUCAACUCUAGUCAUCUCCAAGCACCGAAUUCUACCAUGUACGUACGGGCGAAAAUCCACCGGCUCCCCUCGGGGAGCUGGUCAGAUUUUUGUUUUUCAUUUUUCUCCUCCUUGGUUCGAAGAUAUUUUUCUAACCCUUCUGAAAAGCGUCAACUAAGAAAGAAGAACCAAGAAGAUAUCAACAGUCUACUAAGAAGAGGAGGUUUAGCUAAGGUAACAGACUCUGACAAAAGGUAUACACACGCCGACGGAACGCACACAAAGGCACGAAUCUCGAACGGGAUUCAGACAGAACACUAGGCGACGCGAUCAAAGGACGGGCGGUGAUGUCUUCUGGGAAAUAAAUGUGAUAUUUUAAUUCGUCAAA